AUGAUCAUGUCUACUUAUCCUACCACUACCGUACGUUUAAUAGACGUGGUCGUGGCAAUACACGACAGCAGUACGCUGUCAGAUAGCGCUACUACUCCCAAUAGCAAUAACAGCAAUUUAUUGAAGUUUAAACAAGGUGAUAUCAUCUACGUAUUAAAUAAAAACAGUAAUGGCUGGUGGGAUGGUAUCAUUCUGAAAUCAAGCAAAUCUAUUAAAAGAGGUUGGUUCCCAAAUAAUUUCACUAAAACUUCUAAAUAUAAAUACCAUCUAAAACAGAAAAGAAAACAUUCAAUAUCGUUAAACACUUUAUUAAAUUUAAAUUUCGAUAAUAUUUCAAAUAAUAGUGGCAGUGAUGAAAACAGUAACUCAAGCAGUAGUUGCUAUUUAAAUGCAAAUGACCAAAAUGAUCCAAAUUCAAGAAGAUCCUCUGCAUCAAUGUCUCCAACGACUUCCUUCAUUCAAGAUGAUUUUAAUGAUCCGAAUGAUACUUUAUCUUAUAAUAACUUCAGUAUAGACGACGAUCAAAAGGAUAAAGAUUUGCAAUUCGAUACUAUUAACAACAACAUUUCAGCAAGGAGAGGUUCAGUUAUACCCAGUAAAUCAGUUUUUAUAAACCCUGAUGAUAAAAAUAUUACCAUAUUAUCCUUGCAAGAAGUUGAAAUGCUAUUAACUAAUAGUUUAAUAACAAAUGAAUUCUCAACUAUUCCAAUGUGGUCUCCUGUACUAUCAAAUGAUGGUAAAAAAAUUUAUUAUUAUAAUAAUGAUUUAAACGUUUAUUGUUCGCAGUUACCUUUGUUCUCGAAUUCAUUCUUUAAAAGAAAUAAUACAAAUAGUAAAUCGGAAAUGCAUUUGCACCCAAAAUUAAGAUCAAAUUCAACGUAUGGAAUACAUCAAGAAAAAUUACCACCAAAUUCUAAUAAUAUUAAUAACAAAUUUGAUGUCAACAAUAUCAACAACAACAGUAGUAAUAACCAAAUCGAAAAUUCUUCAAAUUCUACAAUCAAUAAAAAUAAUAAUGAUAUUUCAAAUAAUGCAACGGUAACAAACUUGAAUCCUCCAGACAAGGAUGAAGGAAAUUUUAUAAAUGAUAAUAUUAAAAAUAUACUAAUAUCAAAUCCCAAUGAUAUUUUCUACACCCAUUCUAACGACAUCAGACUAUGGUCAGAAUUAAGAGAUUUAACAUUAUAUCAUUCAUCAUUAACGCAUGAGGCAUUCUUCUCAAAUAAUAGAGGCAAAUUCUUAGAUCAUUUUUCAUUGACUUCAACUUUUACAACUUAUACAAAUAUUGCAUGCCAUUUAUCAAAUUAUAUGAGAAACUUUGAAGAUGAAAAUAAUACCCCAUUACAGAAAAAGAUCAAAAAAUUAUUGAAGAAAAUUAUCAAUUCAUUAUCUUUUAUUUCAAUAAAUUCAACUAUAUAUUUCGAUUCAAUCGAGUUUGAUAGUUGGAAAAGUUUAAAUCAAUCAAAUCAAACAAGAAAUAUAAGUACAAGUACAAACGAUACUAUCACAUAUAUUAAUGACUUACCAAGGUCUUCGGUUUUUUCGUCUAAGAAGAAUAGUUUGAGUAGUGGUGUAGAUUUGGCUAAUUUUAAUAAUACCCAGAAUCCAUCAACCUUGACUAUAUUUGAAUUAAUUGACCUAGAAUUUAACAAAUUUGACAGAAACAUCACUAUGUUAUAUCAUUUAAUAUAUCAAGCAAAUGUAGAUUGGAAUGAUAAUAAUCAAAUGCUACCCCAGAUUGUUCCGAGAUUCGUUAAAGGUUCAUUUAAUGGUGGUUCUUGGAAAAAUCCAUUCUAUAAUCCAAUUAUCAAUUACAAUUUUGAAAAAGUUAUAAACAAAACUUCUUCUCUAACAUCUUCAUUGACACCUUCAUUAGUAUUGAAUGCAAUUUCCCAAAAUUCUAAAUUGUCGAAUGUUGAUUCAUUCGUAUCUUCCAAUGGCUCAACAACUGUAUUUGGUUCAAAUACAGGUAACCCGAGAACCUUUUCUACUUCUAUAUCAACCCAACGUAUGAGAAAUCAGUCCUCAAAUCAGAGUUCAUCAUAUAAUCCCCUUUCAAAAAAGGCAACGCACUCAAAUUCUAUAUCAACAACCAACACUACUUUUAACCAGCCAAGUGCGACAAGUGCAACAACAUCUGGAACAAAGAAAAGUCAGAAGAACAAACAAAAUAGCAAACCAUUUCAUUAUACUUUAAAUAACGAUACUUUACAAUUGAUCAAAGAUUAUUCUAACAAUGUUUAUCAAAAGUAUUUUGAGAGUGAAGACGAAGAUAAAUUUGAAGCAUUAAAAACACAAUCAAACAAGAAAAGAAAUUUAGAGAUUACUUCAAUCACUUAUGAGGAAAUAAGUUCAAACUUAACCGUCAUCGAUAUUAUGGAGAAUUUAGAUUUAUCAAUCUUCAUCAACUUGAAAAAAUUAAUCAAAAAUCCAACAACUAGAUUUGACAUCGAGACAGAAGAGUUUUUAAAACAUAGUCUUUCAUCUAUUUCCUCUAUGUUAACCGAAUUUUUUGACAUCAAGCAACUUUUACAUAAUGCUUUUCUUCAAUUGAUUAUAUCCACCCAACAAAAUAGUUUAGAUGAGGACCCUUUUAUUUUUGCAACUAUGAAACCAGAACCAGGUACUGGAUCUUUUGAGCCAUCUAGAAACCAAUUAUCGAUGAAAGACCAGGUCUUAUUUCACGAUUCAAAUAAGCAAUUGGACAGGAGAAUGACAAGAUAUUCUAUGGAAUUAUUUAGAUUAUUAAUCUCUCAAGAUGUUGAAACUAAUGGAAUUGAGUUCUUCGACACAUCUGCUGCAGUAAAAGAAACAUUUGCAAAAUAUUAUGAGGUGACUACACUUUGUUGUAAUAUUGUAGAACAAUUAAUAGAAGAGAGGGAAAAUCUUCUAAAUUAUUCAGCAAGAAUGAUGAAGAACGAUUUGAUUGUUGAGCUGUUAAAGAAUGAUCAAGAAUACAUGAAUAAUUCUACCGAUACAGCUAAUAUUAGAUUUGGGAAUAGCAAUAAAGAUUACGAUGAGGAUAUUAAAUUAAUAUCCGGGUUAUUAAAUAAGGGAAGAGAUGUGGAUUCAGAUACCGAAUCAGAUUCUAAUUCAUCUAUGAAGUCCAUUGCUAGUCGAACUAACACUAGAUUUAAUAAUAAGGUGGCAAAUUUAGAACCCUUAAAUUCUACGUCCUCAUACGAUGACACACCAUGGUAUCUACGUUCCAGUCAUGAGCAAGAACUUUUGUAUGAUUCAAAGGGUCAAAUUAAAGGUGGGACUAAAGAGGCGUUGAUAGAACAUUUGACUGAUCAUAAUAAUGUUGAUGUGACAUUUAAUAUAACUAUGCUCUUAACCUUCAGGAGUAUGUUCACAACUUUAGACUUCAUCUAUUCGUUAAUUUAUCGUUAUAAUUUGUCUCCACCAGAAGGUUUAAGCUACGAAGAGUAUAACAAUUGGAUUUCAAGGAAGUUGCAACCCAUUAAAUUUAACGUGGUAAAUAUAUUAAGAACAUUCUUCUCAGAAUAUUGGACACCUUCGUAUUAUGAACCAGGUUUAGAUGUUAUCUUAAAUUUUGCAAGUUUUGCAGUAACGGAAAAUAUUCAAGGUGCUCCAGAACUCUUACAAAUCAUAAAGGAAAAAAUUAUUUCGAAUUCUUCGGAUGGUGUUAAUCAGUUUGACAAAAUACCUGGCCUUGAUGAGGAAGUUGUAGAUAGGAAGAAAACUAUAACUUCGAAUACUCAAUGUUCUUCGAACAGCAGCGACUCAGGGCCAUUCCAAUCUAAUUUAUUCCGAUCAAAGAAAUUGAAACUUCUUGAUAUUGAUGCUUACGUGUAUGCAACGCAACUCACAAUAUUAGAGCAACAGUUGUUCAUGAAAAUUUCAACCUUUGAUUGUUUAGAUAGGAUUUGGCGUUCAAAGUAUUGUGACCUUGGUGGUUCCGAAAAUAUCUCGAAUUUUAUUUCUUCGGCUAAUCAGUUCACUAAUUAUGUGUCUCACUCAAUUGUUAUCACUCAAGAUGUCAAAAAGCGUGCGAAGAGAGUACAAUAUUUUAUUAGUGUUGCAAAUCAUUGUAGACUAUUGAAUAACUUCUCAGUAAUGACUGCUAUUAUAUCUGCUCUUUACUCAUCACCAGUUUAUAGAUUGAAGAAGACAUGGCAAUUAAUUCCUAAAGAGUAUAACGAUAUUUUGAAGAAUUUAAAUACAUUAAUGGAUUCCACUAAGAACUUUAUCAAGUACAGACAGUUAGUUGAAUCAGUAAAGGAUGUACCAUGCGUUCCAUUUUUCGGUGUAUUUUUAUCUGAUUUGACUUUCACCUCCGAUGGUAAUCCUGAUUUCAUAAAAGGCUCUAGUCAUAUAAUCAACUUUAAUAAAAGAACUAGAAUUGCAGACAUUUUAAGGGAUAUCAUGUCAUUCAAAGUCAUACAUUAUAAUUUAAAACCAAAUGAAGAAAUUCAAAAUUACAUUGAACAUUCUCUGGUAGGGGUUCCUCAUAUUGAAAAACAAUAUGAAUUAUCGUUAGCAAUUGAAGCAAGAGAGGCACCAAACUCACAUCACAAUAAUAUAAGAUCUAGUAGAUUUGAUCUCAAGUCAGGAACUGAGUUAAAAGGUUCUAAAAUUCUGAAGUUUGGCAGAAAAAUUCCUUCGUCAAGAUUAUUUGAUUGA
Vanderwaltozyma polyspora DSM 70294 is the source of this 4647-nucleotide messenger RNA. It is a transcript of the gene CDC25, whose product is annotated as Ras family guanine nucleotide exchange factor CDC25. Lineage: Eukaryota; Fungi; Ascomycota; Saccharomycetes; Saccharomycetales; Saccharomycetaceae. Bases 1 to 4647 code for a protein of 1548 amino acids. Gene Ontology annotation, cellular component: plasma membrane. Gene Ontology annotation, molecular function: guanyl-nucleotide exchange factor activity; protein binding. The transcript has a single exon. Gene Ontology annotation, biological process: Ras protein signal transduction; positive regulation of GTPase activity. The record is from RefSeq and is a predicted model, not a curated record.